AAUCAACCUUUUUUUUUAUUGCGCGUACGGGGGGGAGAUGUGGGGGUGCGCGCUGGGGAAUCUCUCCCAGCCACGCGCAGUAGCGUGCUCAUCUACUGCAGAGCGGAGAGACAGCCGGUGCUGCUACUACUACCGGCCAACAAAGAGACACUCACCGGCUCCUAGUGAUCCGUUGAAUACAUGAUAAAGUGACGAGGAACGCAGCGGAGGAUUUCUACGUGACAUUGCUUCUUUGAUCGGCUUUUUUGGUUUAUAGCCGUCUUAGGCGUACUGCGAUCGUGUUGCCAUGGAACUCGAGCACUUCGACGAGCGGGACAAGGCGCAGAGGUCCAACCGGAGGGGUUCGCGGGGCACCGGGCUCCCCAGUCCCACACACAGCGCGCACUGCAGCCUGUACCGGACCCGCACCCUGCGCACGCUCAGUUCCGAGAAGAAGGCCAAGAAGGUCCGAUUCUACCGCAACGGGGACCGCUACUUCAACGGGAUCGUUUACGCCAUCUCCCAGGAGCGGUUUGGCUCGCUGGACGCCCUUCUGGCCGACCUGACCCGAGCUCUGUCCGACAACGUGAACCUCCCCCAGGGUGUGCGGACCAUCUACUCCAUAGAUGGGACGACGAAAAUCACAAGCAUGGAACAGUUGGUCGAGGGGGAGAGCUACGUGUGCGGCUCCAUCGAGCCCUACAAGCUGGUCGACUACACCAAGAACGUCAACCCCAACUGGGCGGUGGGCGCAAAGACGGCCGCGUCGGCGCGCUCCCCGGCCCCGCUGUGCACCAGCGUCGCCAAGCUGGGCCCGGCGCCCGAGAGCCGCGACUACAUCCGGCCCAAGCUGGUGACCAUCGUCCGGAGCGGGGUGAAGCCGCGCAAGGCGGUGCGCAUCCUGCUCAACAAGAAGACGGCGCACUCCUUCGACCAGGUGAUGACGGACGUCACCGACGCCGUCAAGUUGGACUCGGGCGUCGUGAAGAAGCUGUACACCGUGGACGGGAAGCUGGUGAGCUGUCUCCAGGAUUUCUUCGGGGAUGAAGAUAUCUUCAUCGCCUGUGGACCAGAGAAGUUUCGUUACCAGGACGAUCUUCUGCUUGAGCACAGUGAGUGCAGGGUGGCCAAGUCCUCGUCGUAUGGUCGGAUCUCUCCGCUACUGGGUCGAAGCCUGCCUAGAGGUGGGGUCGCAUCCCUCCGAAGAUCCCCCUCCUCCAUCAGCUCCGCCAAUGGAACAGCAGGAAGCCAGCUGUCUACGCCAAGAUCCGGGAAGUCUCCAAGUCCGUCUCCAACCAGCCCUGCUAGCCUACGACGACGACGGAGCUCUCAGCAGGGUGGCUCCUCCCUCUCUCUGGCCUCCACCAGGGUAUGUGACUCCCUGGACGACUGGGACACCCCCCAGAGCGAUGCUGAUGGGGCAGAUGGCUCCGCCCACAUCCCUCCCUCCAUGGCUGAGCGCUACAGAGUGGGCCGGACACUGGGGGGCGGGGCCUUCGCUGUGGUGAAGGAGUGUGUGGAGAGGUCGACAGGCCGAGAGUUCGCUCUCAAGGUCAUCAACAAAGACAAGUGUAUAGGGAAGGAACACAUGGUCCAGAGUGAGCUAUCCAUCCUGCGGAGGAUCAAACAUCCCAACAUCGUUCUGCUCAUCGAGGAGAUGGAUACCCCAAAUGAACUCUAUCUCGUCAUGGAGCUAGUUAAGGGGGGCGACCUGUUUGACGCCGUCUCCUCCUCUAGCAAGUACACGGAGCGAGACGCCGCCUGCAUGCUGUUCAACCUGGCCAGCGCCAUCAAGUACCUCCACGGCCUCAACAUCGUCCACCGAGACAUCAAACCAGAGAACCUGCUGGUGUACGAGCACCUGGACAGCAGCCGCUCUCUGAAGCUGGGAGACUUCGGCCUGGCUACCAUGGUGACCGGCCCGCUGUAUGCCGUCUGCGGCACGCCCACCUACGUAGCACCGGAGGUCCUCGAUGAGACCGGUUAUGGUCUGGAGGUUGAUGUGUGGGCUGCUGGGGUUGUAGCUUACAUCCUGCUGUGUGGCUUCCCUCCCUUCCAAGGGAGCGGGGACAACCAGGAGGUUCUGUUUGAGCAGAUACAGAGCGGCCAUCUUGAAUUUCCCUCUCCCUCCUGGGACGGCGUCUCGGAUGCUGCCAUGGAUCUGGUUGGUGGGAUGCUGGAGAGGGGGCGGGGCCAGAGGUUCACACCUAUGCAGGUGCUAGAACACCACUGGGUCAAGGACGAACGCUUGCCAGAGAAUGAGCCACACCUCUCCAUCGCUGGGAAGAUCAGGAAGCAUUUCAACACAAGGACCAGAACCACUAGCACCUCCGCUGGAGUGGCCGUGAUCACCAGCACCCCAUUGGAUAAGGAGAAGCAGGGCAUACGGCGGAGGCGUGGCUCUCAGGACACCAGGCGGGCGGGGUCACGGGGGCCGUCCAACCAGCUGCCGCGCGCCGAGUCAGAGGACCCCCCACCGGGCGCCGCGGACACCACCCACUCCAACGCCUCGCUCUUCUAGGCUCCCCACCUUCUAGAAUCCAAUGGUACCCCCACCUCGUCCUUCUGCUAGACACCCCCCCGCCCAACUCAAACCCCCACUUCCACCACCACCAACCACCACCUCAUAGAACCCCCCCCCCCCCCCCCCAAGCAAGACCAACCUACCCUUUCUUAUGGUACACUAACUAGAAUGCCCCCGCCUCAGAAUCCCCCCCCCUCCUCCCCAUACUUCGGGCUGUCCUGGGACACUAUAUGUUUAAAAUGGAAGGACCUACUCUGGGCUGUGGUGAUGUAAUGGACGGUGACGGUCACCAUCUCGCUGGAACCUGCUGUGCUGGGAUGUUUGGUUGCCAUGGUCACAAAGCUGUCCUUGCCUGUUGUUCAAUGUUUACUCUUGCACAACACGGGGGUGAAACUGGAGUCAGUACAAGUGUGACAUUUUUCUGAUCUGUAUUUCUUAUAAUUUUCUACAAAGCAUGCAGUGGUCCAACGUGGUGGACCACCCUACUCCGGGGGGUGUAAACUGAGAAAGCGCAUGUUGAAGACUCAAGGCGUGACUACUUUUAUUGUGAAAGAUUGUCCUAAUUCUCUUAACUAACUCCGGUUUGUACAGUUUCUACAGUAAUAAGUUAUAAGAUGGCACUUAACUUCCGAUCCAACUUUACUCUGGUUUGGUUGUCAAGUGGAUUCAGCCCAUGUCUAGUAUUAAAAGUGUGAGUGGUAAAUGAUGGCAGGGUUCCAGAUGAAUGUUCUAGGUGUGUAGUUGACAGGGCUGCAUGCCUAAAGGCCUUAUCUUUACGUUAUCUAUACCUUGGCACAAGAGUAAAGAUAGAGUAUGGAUCACUUAUAAAGAGUGUAAGUGCAAUUAGGCGCAUUACCCGUUAAGCACAGUGUCAAAAUCCAGGAGUAAUGAGUUGUCAACUUUGCUCUCAAAUAGUUGUGGCAUUAAAGAUGAAACCAAACACCUAACAGCAUACUGCAGGAACAGCGCCCAGCUGACAUUUUGAGCCAUAAAGGAACGUUGGCUAUGUAGUUAGGUGUGUGGAUGGAUAUCGUUUGGUUUCUCUUUGAAUGAAAGGGCAGAUACAGUAAGAGCUGAGCUACUUGAACACAGGAACUCUGUAAAAAUGGUGGUGGAUGCAACAAAGUGCUUCCAGUACUAAAGCUGAUUGUAUCAACAAACAUAGGUGACUCUUCCUAUGGUGUGAAUGUGUGUCAUUGUGAAAAACAAACCCAUGGAAACCAUCGGUCUGAAUAUUCAUGGCCGUGAAUGUCCCGGGUUGUAAUCUGCAUGUGUGAUUACGGGAUUUCCAAAGCCACCGUAAGAAGCUAUUUGGUGAUUGUUAUCUUUAUGUUUGGUAGAAAGUGGCAUUCUAUUAAUAUGCUGUUGCCAUAAAGGAUUGGUUCUGAUGCCGAUGGGUAUCCCGUGAACCCGCCUGUUAUCUAGUGUCAGCGACCGUGGUACGUUGAGAGGGUAACUCUGAGUAUGGUAGGGGCUUGUGAUUGGUCAAGAGUUAAAUGAAGAGUGGGAGAGAUGGAAAGGGAUGGUUCUGUAUGAUCUGUUUGCAAGGGUGAGUUAUAAUAAAUGUGUUUUUGACCCUCACCUCUGUAUUCUGCUUUAGUCCGUAACUUACACCUUACACUGCUCUCUGUGUGCCAUGCACUCAUCUGUCUCCACCUGUGAACUUGACCUUCUGAUUGCUGAAGGAUGGCAUAGUUCUGGCCUCAUGCAAGGAUUAUUUUUUCCAGAUUUGUCAGACUAAUCAAAUAAUCAUCCAAAGGGUAUAAAAAUAAUUCCACAUUUUACGCCCUCUUGCCUUUGAGGCAACAUUCAUAUCUCCCAUAUGACAGUUGUAUGUACUUAAGUUAGGCCUACGAAUAUGAAUAAUCCAUAACAUGAAGGCAGCACUUUGACAGUCUAUCUGCUAUGGUCUUAAGUAAGAAUUGUGAGUAUAAAGUAAGCAUUAAGGAGAAAAACUUGAUUGAAACUGAAAUCUUUUUAACUAUGAUUGUAUUGGCCUGUGUUUGGAGCUAUACCGCUAAGCUAAUUGAAUGUCAGACUAGAUGAGCCUCAUCACUUGUCUGUAGCAUAUAGAUAACACCUGUUAUGCAUCGUUCAAUGUGUUUUUCAUAUAAAAAACAUUUAGAUUCCAGUAUCACAUAGUAAAACAUAAUUCAGCUAUUGUAAACAACCACGGAUGUCCAACCCUCCAAUAAAAAGAAAAUUGCAUACUGAA
This is a messenger RNA of Gadus macrocephalus (Pacific cod), 4718 nucleotides long. RefSeq names its product doublecortin-like kinase 1b (gene dclk1b). Bases 287 to 2500 code for a protein of 737 amino acids. Gene Ontology annotation, biological process: protein phosphorylation; intracellular signal transduction. The record is from RefSeq and is a predicted model, not a curated record. NCBI's taxonomy places the organism in Eukaryota, Metazoa, Chordata, Actinopteri, Gadiformes, Gadidae. Gene Ontology annotation, molecular function: protein kinase activity; ATP binding. The transcript has 16 exons.